AUGACGAUGGCGAUGGCGAGAAUAAGUUCUGGUUUGCAAUAUCCAGAACGGUUCUACGCUGCGGCAUCUUACGUCGGUUUUGAUGGAUCCACUUCUCCAACAAAAUCUCUCACCUCCAAGUUCCCUAAGUCCACCGCGCUUCUUCUCUACAGCUUAUACCAACAGGCUAGUGUCGGACCUUGUAACAUCCCAGAACCCAGUUCAUGGAAAAUUGUGGAACACAGCAAAUGGGCCAGUUGGAACCAGCUUGGAAACAUGUCUUCCACAGAAGCCAUGCGACUUUUUGUAAAAAUAUUGGAGGAAGAAGAUCCUGGGUGGUAUUCAAGAGCAUCUAACUCUGUUGCAGAGCCUGUAAUAGACGUUCAAAUGAAUUAUAAUUCCAAAGUUGAGCCGGUCAUUGAGAAUGGGAAUACUUAUCCAGAGACAAAAACUAUUUCCUCUGAAAAUGGAAGUCAAGUUGGAACACAAGAUAAAGAUGUUGUUGUGGAAGGCUUUGCUUCAGUUGGAGUUUAUGAUCAAUGGAUUGCACCUCCAGUAUCUGGUCAACGACCAAAAGCCCGAUAUGAGCAUGGAGCUGCAGCCGUGCAAGAUAAAUUGUACAUAUACGGUGGAAAUCACAAUGGCCGUUACCUCAGUGAUCUUCAUGUUUUGGAUUUGAGAAGAUGGACUUGGUCAAAGCUCGAGGCUAAAACUGGAGACGGACCCUCUACAACUUUGGACCCUUGUGCUGGCCAUUCUUUGAUUGCAUGGGGAAAUAAGCUCUUGUCAAUUGCUGGCCAUACAAAAGAUCCCUCCGAAAAUAUCCAAGUGAAAGAGUUUGAUCUGCAAACAGCAACAUGGUCAAGUCUAAAGACCUAUGGGAAAGCUCCGAUAUCACGCGGAGGCCAAUCAGUGUCCCUUGUUGGGAAUACUUUAGUAAUUUUUGGCGGGCAAGAUGCAAAAAGGGCUCUCUUGAAUGACCUGCAUAUUCUGGACUUGGAAACCAUGACAUGGGACGAAAUUGAUGCCGUUGGAGUGCCUCCUUCCCCAAGGUCUGAUCAUGCUGCUGCUGUACAUGUGGAGCGAUACUUGCUUAUCUUCGGAGGGGGUUCACAUGCAACUUGCUACAAUGAUUUACAUGUUCUUGAUUUGCAAACUAUGGAAUGGUCUCGCCCCACACAACAAGGUGAGAUACCAACUCCACGUGCAGGACAUGCUGGUGUGACGGUAGGAGAGAACUGGUUCAUUGUUGGUGGUGGUGACAACAAGAGCGGGGCUUCGGAGACGGUUGUACUGAACAUGUCUACACUGGCUUGGUCAGCAGUAACAUCUGUUCAAGGGCGUGUUUCUGUUGCUAGUGAGGGCUUGAGUUUGGUUGUAAGCUCGAAUGAUGGCGAAGAUGUACUUGUAUCUUUUGGAGGAUACAAUGGACGUUACAACAAUGAAGUAUAUGUUCUUAAACCAAGCCACAAAUCCACCUUGCAAUCCAAAAUAAAUGAAAAUUCCAUACCAGACAGUGUUUCUGCUGUACCAAAUGCUACAAAUGCUACUCGAGAUUCGGAGCCUGAACUUGGAGCAGGACAAGAAGGGAAAAUUUGGGAAAUUGCUGUGGACAACGCUUAUCCAACAAAAUCCAAAGGUGAUCUCCUAUCAGUACUAAAGGCUGAGAGAGAUGAAUUAGAAUCAUCACUUGGUAAGGAGAGGCUGCAUACUCUUCGACUAAAGCAAGAGCUGGCUGAAGCCGAGGCUAGUAACUCUGACCUUUACAAGGAGCUCCAAUCAGUACGUGGUCAGCUUGCGGCUGAACAGUCAAGGUGUUUCAAACUUGAGGUGGAGGUUGCUGAAUUAGGUCAGAAGCUCCAAAAUUUUGGGACAUUACAAAAGGAGCUUGAACUCCUCCAGAGACAAAAGGCUGCAUCAGAGCAAGCUGCUUUAAAUGCAAGACAGAGGCAGGGUUCAGGUGGCGUGUGGGGUUGGCUUGCCGGUUCUCCCCCUGAUCCAAAUGCAGAUGAUGAAUGA
This is a messenger RNA of Lathyrus sativus (Indian pea), 1998 nucleotides long. Lineage: Eukaryota; Viridiplantae; Streptophyta; Magnoliopsida; Fabales; Fabaceae. The record is from the annotation of a GenBank genome assembly.